This is a messenger RNA of Penicillium verhagenii, 387 nucleotides long. RefSeq lists its product as uncharacterized. The record is from RefSeq and is a predicted model, not a curated record. NCBI's taxonomy places the organism in Eukaryota, Fungi, Ascomycota, Eurotiomycetes, Eurotiales, Aspergillaceae. The transcript has a single exon. Bases 1 to 387 code for a protein of 128 amino acids.
AUGACUGAAAGAACUCAAUUCCAGCAGCCUUUUAACCAGGACUCUGGAGCUGGCCCUCCCAGUCAUUAUGUUGAGACCAACCGGUCUAUAGAUCCUCGCACUUCCCUUGAGGACUAUAACCGUACUAUGCUGCACUACACCCAGCUCCAGAUGUCCUCUUUCGUCGAUCUUGACGUGCCCGGCGGCGCCCGUGGAAGCGGCACUAGCAGCCGCAGUAGCCAAAGUUCUGGCAACAGCGGCAACAGCAACACUUCAUCCAAUGGUGUCUUGGCUAACCAGGCCAACGGUCCCCCACCAACCUCUGCUGGAUCUUCUACCGAUGGAUGCGAUAAAUAUCAGCAAGCUCGGAUGAAGCCAUCCGCUAACCGGGCCACGUCUGGUUACUAG